Molecule: messenger RNA, 1606 nt
Organism: Drosophila bipectinata
Lineage: Eukaryota; Metazoa; Arthropoda; Insecta; Diptera; Drosophilidae
Product: synaptic vesicle glycoprotein 2B
Biological process (GO): transmembrane transport
Cellular component (GO): membrane
Molecular function (GO): transmembrane transporter activity
Source: RefSeq, a predicted model, not a curated record
AUGACUUCGGAACAAAGCCAACAAGACGUUGAGGCAAAAACAAACACGGUUGCCACAAAACAUGAAAGUGGAGAUCGGAGUGCUGGUCACGAAUACGAGGAUGUGCUUCAACUGAUCGGAUUUGGGCGUGUGCAAUGGAUUGUCCUUCUGGCGGCAGGACUCCUCCUGAUGAUGGUCAUAAACGAGACCAUGGGCAUGUCCUAUAUAACCAUUGUUUCCCAGUGUGAUUUUGAAAUGAAUUCAAAAGAUAAAGCCAUUAUGAGUGCUGCCAGUUUUAUCGGAAUAUUCUGUUCCUCAUAUUUUUGGGGAUAUUUGAGUGACACUGUAGGGCGGAGGCCGGUUUUGAUUUAUACAACUAUUGCUGGAAAUGUCCUAUCAUUGUGCUCUAUAUUUAUUCCAAACUAUUGGUUCUACGUCUUUCUACGUUUUGGUGUAGGAUUCUUCAUUGCUGGAGCCUCCUCCACCACUUAUGCGUACUUGGGAGAAUUCUUUACUCCCCGCCAUCGUCCAAUUGCCAUAAACUACGCCAGUCUUUUUGUGGGAAUCUCCACGGUUUAUGUGCCAGCCACUGCCUGGCUGGUUCUAUCCAUGGAUUGGAGUAUAAGUGUGACGGAUGACUUUGCCUUCCGUCCAUGGAGACUUCUAACCAUUUGCUACAUGCUCCCCGGUGUCAUUGGAACUUUAAUGCUUUGGACUUUACCGGAAAGUCCCAAGAUUCUUUUGUCCUUACACAAAACUGAAGAGGCGUUCUCUGUUGUGGAUUGGAUUGCAGUAAAGAACUCUGGAAAACAUUUGCAUGAGUUCAAAGUACAAAAACUUAAAACCGAAGUCUGUGCUGAUGGGGAAAAUAUCCUACUAAUAUCUAAAUCAGCUUCAGCAACCAUAAAGAAAAUGUGGAAGGAAACACUACCACUUCUAAAAAGACCACAUCUGGUUAACUUUGUCAUAAGUUGCACAAUCAUGUGUGGCCUAUUUUUCAGUUCUUCUGGUAUGGGUCUUUGGUAUCCAGAGAUUCAAAAUCGUUUAGGUUCUUCUGACUCCCACAAUUUGACAGUCUGCAAUGUUAUAGAUGCCUCCAUUGAUCAGAUGCAAGCCAAUCAGACUAACAAAGUAUGCGAUGAUCACAUAAACACUAAGAGCUACGUAGAUACAAUCACCUAUGGAACUGCCCUUAUUGUGGGAUAUAUCCUAAUGGGCCUCGUUAUCAACAAAAUUGGUCGAAAGGCUUCUAUUUUCCUUGGCCUUACCUUCGCUGGAGCCUGUGCCAUAGCCCUAAUUUGGAUCAAAGACGAUGUAGCUAUUGUGAUAGCUUUCUGCUUGUAUCUGGUUCUUCCGGGACUUUGCAUCUCGAUCCUGAGUGGAGCUGUAGUCGAUCUUGUUCCGACUCAUCUCCGUGGAAAGGCAGUAUGUAUUUGUCUGAUGCUCGGAAGAACAGGAAGCGUAUUUGGUAGCAACAUUAUUGGAGUACUACUGGACGCCUAUUGCACUGCCACAUUCGGGGUUUUCUCUGGAUUUGUUUUAGUUUGCGCCUUAUUGACGUUGAUACUGCCUAUUUGAGAUUGUUAUGUAUUUAUAAAUAAUUUAGUUUAAUUUAUAUUUAAUUAUA